Messenger RNA from Lathyrus oleraceus (garden pea), 917 nucleotides. RefSeq lists its product as uncharacterized. The transcript has 4 exons. Bases 1 to 828 code for a protein of 275 amino acids. The record is from RefSeq and is a predicted model, not a curated record. Lineage: Eukaryota; Viridiplantae; Streptophyta; Magnoliopsida; Fabales; Fabaceae.
AUGGAGAAUGCCAUUUUUGCUGAGAAAGAGAAGAAGUCGUCCAUUGCUUCUUACAAUGAUUUACCUAGUAGAAGAAAAACAACUCUGUCUGUGCACUACAAACUCUUUGAAGGCAGUCAUGUCGAGGAUAUUGUCAUGACAUCUGCCAUGAAGAGGCCAGUCUCAAAAGUUAGAGUAAUUGCUGAGCUUAAGGAGACAUGCAAAGAGCUAGGUGAAGGGAUUAGGGUAGCCACAGCUAGAAAACAAUCUUUGGAAGCCUUGAUUGCAAGCUUGGAGCAGGCUGGGGGUGAAAAUGUUGAACAUGCUAAUGUCAGUCAUGAAGAAGAAACUGAAGCCCACACCUCUAAAUACAUUCAUAUAGAUGGCACCUUCAAAGCAAAUAACCCCCAAACCCAAAACUCCCAGAAAGCAACAACAACUUGCCCCAGCCAAGAAGGUCAGGGCUCCCAGAAAGCAACCACCAGCCAUGAAGGCCAACCAACAACAACUCUCACCAGGACCAGCAAGAGCUUUUCAUCUUCUAUCAAACAGUUAAAAAUUAAUAUAAGGUGUUUUGAAAACAUUGGGAAGAACUAUUGGAUUUUACUCAACUGGCUGGAGCAAUUUGCUAAUAUCGAGUCAUUAAUGGUUGAUACAUAUACUCUUGAGGUUCUUUCUCUUGAUUUAUUAAAAGUUAAUCCACCUUCCCUAAUUAAUUUGAAGUCACUCAAAAUAGAAACAUCCGACGUUUCAUAUGUGUGCAGAUAUGAUGAAGAGAUAAACUUUUUGCUUCAAAACUCACACUCAGCAAAUGUUGAGAACAUUAUUGUAGAUGCGUUUGAUUAUUAAAACCCUAAUUAUUUGUGUUACUAUUUUAAUAUUUUAGGAUGAUUUUAUGAGUUAUUAAAAUAAUUUAUAAAAUAUUAUCAAAGUUAUUG